UGUCAGGAGGAGGUCCGAAGAGGUCACUGGAGCGCUUGGCGCCUCCAGGAAGAAGAGUUCUUUCCACACAGCUCUUCCAUUGAGGCUGGUGUCGCUACGAAGAAGCCAUGGUGUUGGAGCAAGUAGCCCGUGUUAUAAAAGUGCAGCUACCGGCUUACCUGAAGCGGCUGCCCAUACCGGACAGCAUCGCUGGCUUCAUCAGACUGACAGUUUCAGAAUGGUUGCGACUAUUGCCGUUCCUUGGUGUCAUGGCACUGCUUGGAUACCUUGCAAUUCGACCGUUCCUGACAAAAAAGAAGAAACAAAAAGACAGCUUGAUUAACCUGAAAAUUCAAAAAGAGAACCCAAAGGUGGUGAAUGAGAUAAAUAUAGAGGAUCUGCAUCUUGCUAAAGCUGCCUACUGUCGAUGCUGGCGAUCUAAAACUUUCCCAGUUUGUGAUGGCUCUCAUAACAAGCACAACGAGGUUGUGGGGGACAACGUGGGACCAUUGAUUUUAAAGAAGAAAGAAGUCUAAUGCAUCUCAAGUGGAUUCAUCUUAGAACCAGUGUUCCUGGCCAUUGUGCAACACCAAGCUUGAAUCAGUAGUGGUAGCACGUGUCCGGGCUUGGAUGUUAAUCACGAAUGCAGGUCCUUGGUACAUGUAAAUGGCCUAUUGGUACAAUGAAAAUACAUUGUUGCGAAAAGUUUUUGUUUAUCUCCAGUGUUACUCUAUACCUGUGCCUUGAUAUGAGAUGGUGGAUCCCAUCUUUGUUUGAAUAUUGCUGUCCCAGACCCCUAGUUUUAUGUUUUUGAAUUUGUAUUGCUAGACCCUCACAGCUUUUGCCAUAGUAGUAAUUCAUCUUGAACUAAAAGAUGCCUCCUUUUCUCGACUCUGUGAUAUAUUGUUCCAUACGAUGGGAACUAAGAACUAGAGACUUUAUCUUUUUUAACACCUGUGUGUAUUUUAUGUAUGUUUGCCAGGAUUUCAGUGUCGCAAAGACUUGCAUAUAAAGUGUUCAUAUUCUUGAUAUACUGGUGAGAGAUACAGGAACCAAAUGAUAAAUGGACCAAGGACAUCCGGGAACUUCUAUAUGGCAAUGCUUUAUAGGUUACUGAUUAAAAAGAAUAUAGUAUACAUAUUUGGAAAUAUUAAGUAAAGCUUUUUGAUCUAA
Molecule: messenger RNA, 1152 nt
Organism: Spea bombifrons (plains spadefoot toad)
Lineage: Eukaryota; Metazoa; Chordata; Amphibia; Anura; Pelobatidae
Gene: CISD2
Product: CDGSH iron sulfur domain 2
Exons: 3
Coding region: 108-515 (135 amino acids)
Biological process (GO): autophagy of mitochondrion; regulation of autophagy
Cellular component (GO): intracellular membrane-bounded organelle; mitochondrial outer membrane
Molecular function (GO): 2 iron, 2 sulfur cluster binding
Source: RefSeq, a predicted model, not a curated record